CCUCCGGAAGUCGGGUCCUGGUUCUCGGGCCCAGUCAAAACAAAGCGGCUCCGGUUCGUCGCCUCCGUUAAACCGUGAAUACUCCGCACAUUCCCCGGAGGAGAAACCACCGCCCGCCGCUUCUCCUCUGCCCGCCGAGGUCGCCUGGUCCCCGGGGCUCCGCGGCGGAUCUCCCGGGCUGCUGGGCUUCGGUCUCGGUGACGGAUGGAGGCGGAAAACACCGAGAAACCCGACGAAUAAAAGCCCCGAAGAACCGGAGGAGCUCAGGUCCAGACCCCCGGGCCCGGUGGUUCACAUGGCGGAGUAGGAGGCUGCUGCGACCCAUCGACCCGCGGUGUGUGAGCCGGGAGCAGCAGCAUGGCCCCGGGCUCCCUGGUGGCGGCCUGCCGCAGCCUGGCCCUCUCCACCUGGCUGCUCUCCUUCUGCUUCGUGCACCUCCUGUGCCUGGACUUCACCGUGGCCGAGCGGGAGGAGUGGUACACCGCCUUCGUCAACAUCACCUACGUGGACCCGGCCACCUCCGAGCUCCGCACCGACAAGACGGAGUGCGGCCGCUACGGGGAGCACUCCCCCAAGAGGGACGCCAAGGGGGCGGUGGUCCUGCCCGCGGCCCCGCACGACCGCCAGGCCUGCGACCCCAACACCCGCUUCACCGGGCCCGCGCAGCCCGGGGCCUGGAUCGCGCUCAUCGCCCGAGGGAACUGCACCUACAAGGACAAGAUCCGGCACGCGGCCGCGCACAACGCAUCCGCCGUGGUCAUCUUCAACGUGGGCUCCGCCAACGUCAACGACACCAUCACCAUGCCGCAUCCAGGUACAGGUGAGGUUGUCGCCAUCAUGAUCCCGGAGCCAAAAGGUCGCGAGGUGGCGUUGCUGCUCGAGCACAACGUGACGGUCACCAUGACGAUCACCAUCGGGACGAGGAACCUGCAGAAGUACGUCAGCAGGACGUCUGUGGUGUUUGUCUCCAUCUCCUUCAUCGUGCUGAUGAUCAUCUCGCUCGCCUGGCUUGUCUUCUACUACAUCCAGAGGUUCAGAUACGCCAACGCCCGAGACAGGAACCAGCGUCGUCUUGGCGAUGCGGCGAAGAAGGCCAUCAGUAAACUGCAGGUUCGCACCAUCAGGAAGGGCGACCAGGAGACAGAGCCCGACUUCGACAACUGCGCCGUCUGCAUCGAGGGCUACAAGCCCAACGACGUGGUCCGCAUUCUGCCCUGCAGACAUCUGUUCCAUAAGAGCUGCGUGGAUCCGUGGCUGCUGGACCAUCGCACGUGUCCCAUGUGCAAGAUGAACAUCCUGAAAGCUCUGGGCAUCGCUCUGAACGCAGAUUGUCUGGACGACCUCCCGCUGGACUACGACCUGGUCCUUGGCGGCGUUGGUGGGGUCGGUGUGGGUGGAGUAGGCGGAGUCGGGGCCCUGGCUCUGGAGGCCGUCGUGUCCGGGGCGUCCAGUGACAGCACACUGAGCGAGGGCGGCUCCUCUGUGGUGCUGGACCCCGGUGUACGACGGGUCGGACUCCCACAGGACUACCAGGACCCCGACACCCUGAGAGACAGCCCUGUGACGGCCACCACCGACACACACACAGGUGAGCAUCAGCCAAUGGCGAGCAGCGCCUCAGUGGCAUCACUGGUCAUCGCCGUGGAAACCGGUCUAUCGGAUGAGGAGGGGUCUAUGGAGCACUCUCAGCCGGGGAACAAAUCCUGAGCUCGACAGAACCAAACCAGAACCUGAAAAAAACCUCCGAUCAGGUUCCGACUGUGGACCUCAGUCGACCAGACGGGACCUGACCCUGGUCCAGGACCUGGUUCUGGUUUGGAAGCUAAACCAAGAAGCAGCACCACGGUUUGACUGGGUUUUGUUCCUCUUUGGACAAAACGUUGUUGAACUAAACUUGUUGGGACCCUUGUUGGACUCGCGCCUCACUAGAACCUGGGUUUAGAACCUGGGUGUAGAACCUGGGUGUAGAACCUGGGUGUAGAACCUGGGUUUUGAACCUGAGCUUUGAACCUGGGUUUAGAUCCCGGACUUGGUUUGAUUUGGUUUUUCGUCUCCUCCUGGACUCUUGGAGUGGUUGGACCUAACGUAGGUGUAAUGGAACUCCAUAUGGACCUGGUUAAACUGGGACAGAACUCAGUCCAUGUAUCUGUUGUCUCUUGGUGCCUAAGUCUCAAACAAACCCACCUUCACCUGGUUCAUGCUGUUUGUAGAAGAAGCAAACGAGGAAAAUUAAUCGUACGAGACGCAUUUAAACACUUUCUUGUGGAAGUGAAAGGUUUUUAAACUUGUGUCAAAUCGUUGGUGCUGAGAUGUCACAUGAUGGUGGAGAGCUGCACGACCAUCGAUCCUCCUUAUUUAUAUGAUUGAAAACCAUCCGUAACCCCGGGCGACACAUUUCAUCCUCCAGAUGUUUACACUCAAAACGUUAAGGACCUGUUGAUCGUAGCUUCGUCACCAUGGAACAUCCGGCUGUGACUUUGUAUUUGGUCAAAUAUGAGAAAAUACUUAUUUAACAUUUUGAAUGAGUGUAGUUUUGUCCAAUGACAGUCGUUGUCAAAGUCUACGUCCUCAACGUCGAUAAAAAAGUUCUUUUGUUUCUUUGUGCGAGUCUUCUACGAAUAAGUGUAUUUUCAUUACAUUUAAAGUUCUGCUCAAAUUAAAUCAAUCGGCAUCACAGAUGAAAUACCACCGAUCGUCCGAUAAUCCCACCGAUCGUCCGAUAACUGAUCGUUUGUGUGUUUGAAUAUACGUCGUGUCCGCUCAGCUCACAAAGACGUUCCUCAUCUGUCGUGGUCGUCUCCUUGAGUAAUGUUCAGGAAGUGUUUGUCGCGUUCGAUCCCCGUCCACAGUGUUGCUUGGUCCUGUUUCCAUGUCCAUCCGUCUGGACCACACGUGUCCGUUACCGCGGCAGAACGCUGCCUUUUCAAAAACAAUUUACCCUCAACCCCGACAAUCAAGGAUGGAUCUUUAACAUGUCGGUCACGGAUCCACUCUCUGAACCUAACCAGUGUUUUUCAAACAUGUUCGCUGGUAUUCAAAUCUCCUGAGGUUACACCGGCAUCACCCAAACACGCUGUGAAUUAACGUUCCCUGGUUUCAGAGUCGAAACACGAUGCAGAGCUGUCGACGGGAGAAUGCGUCAGAAACAACGGUUCGUCAGCUCAAAGCCAAACAUGUAAAUAUAAAAUGUAUAUUCCACAAGUUCACUAUGCCACACGGGGGCACCGUCGGUUUCUGCGUAGAGCUGUGGUUGUUCUGUGGCGUCUCCAGCGCUGUGAGCUUCCCGAGACAGAGAGAUAAAGAUUGUCGUCUAUUUUGAUACCAGACGUUUAUUUUUGUAACAAAGACUGAUUCGCUCCCGUCGCCGCCUGACGACUCUCAAUGUGAUUGAGCAUCGAUCGGCACAUUUCCUUGUUUAUUUAUGUAACUGUACAUUUACACACAAUGCAAAGGACCGUACGAAUCUAAACUCUAAGUUUGUCCGUUAGCAUCUGACCGUCUAUGAUGAAAACUGAUCCUGGUGGUAAACUGGAGAACCACUGAUUUAUUUACCUUUUUGAAGUUGUUUCCACAAUCUGAAAUGAAGGAAAACGUGACAGAAAAAAUAAGAAUAAUUACAACAGUUUGAACCAAGUUAUUAAAAAAAUAUUAAUUUCAAAAGAAAGAAACCAUAAAUAAGAUUGACAGCAAGUUGUUGCUUUUACCAUUUAACUGUGUAUUUAUGUAUCUGACACAAAAUCAAAUUGGUUUAAUCGUUGAAAUCUUCAGUUUUAGUUCCGACACUAAAACGAUUCUAAAUAUUUAGCUUGAAGUUUCCAGUUCAACCACUGAGUUCAAUUCCUCUCCGACCGUCAGAAACCUUUUCCAGGUUCUUCUUCUUUUCUUCACGUUCGGUUUCACGACUUGUUGGUUUGAGCAGCGGUGAAACGGUGUAAAAUAAACCAAGAUGCUGGAUUUGUUUUUCUUGGCCGAGUUUUAGUGUAAAUUGUUUGAAUUAAAAUCCUUUGUGUUGUAAACGUUAUUUUCAAUGAAUUUAGUCGAGUAUCAUGUUGUUCACUUUAUUUCAUUCUCCGACUUCUUUGUGUGAUCGCAGUUGUGCCGUCGCAGUCGUGACAAUGAACUGAAGUCGAUUCUUCUUUAAAUCUGUUGGUUCUGUUGGAAACGACUGAAGCUGCAGAGACGUCCUGGUCCCCGUUAGCGCUCGAAAUCAAACGUCCACGUCCGCUCAGGUUCCCUCGUUUGUUCUCAGUUUCUUUGAUCCAAUUGUUUCUGAUUUGAGAUUUUUAAUCAACAUUAGUUUCCUUUAUUACCGUCUCCCUGUGGUCCGACAAAAUCAAACACUUCUUUUUAAUCAAACAUUUUUACAUAUUUCAAAUGAAGAUAUUGAUAACAAGACAUUGAUAUUUUUUUCAGUCCUUAAAGUCGCGUAUCACAUCAUCAUAUAACAUCAUAUGGUGGACGGUCUGAAAUGAAUAAACAAAACGUCAAAUAUAGAAUAAUCUAACUAUUAAACUACGAUGUACAAUAAUUACAACGGGUCAGUGUGAAGGAUUCAGGAGCAUCAUUCUGUUUCUACGGUAACCCAGUAUCAACAAACACGGGCGCUGUGUUACUCGCAGGCCACCGGAGGUUUUUUCUUCACGCUUGGAGGUGAAGGGUGAGCGGUAUUCGGUUAGUUGCAAUCUGCAACACCACCACUAGAUGUCACUAAAUCCUGCACACAGCAUGUAAUUAAAAUGGUGACUAUGGUUUCCGUUAGUUUUCAGAGUCAUAAUUGUCCUGAUGAUAAGAUAUAUAUACGAUUGAAUAUGUCAUUCAAGUACACAGUUAUAUUAUGAGACAGUAAUCUGUAAUUAAACGAGUUCUGCGACGGGAAUAUUUGCAAAAUAAGAACAGAUCUGAUAAUUGUGAUCUAGAGAUCUUGUAAUAAUUUGUCCUAAUUGCGAUACGUUAGUUAAUAGUUAAUGUAAGUGUGAGAUACAGAUCUUAUAAUCAUCAGAUAUUAACGGUUUUAUUUUCUAAAGUCAACUUUUUAUUAGUUACAUUUUUGAACAUCAGCUUUUUCAACGUUAACGUGAAACUGCCGAAGGGUUUUAAAAACGGGACCUCACGUCACUGUCAGUCAUGACGUCUGACUCCUCCCUGUUCCUUAUCUCUGCUUGCCAAUUGGCUGCUUCCCCUGAAUGCUGUGUUUUGAUUGGUUGCUCGGCCUCUUUAGUUGAUGCACUUUAAUACUGUUUCUCUGGAAGGUUCUUAAAGUCUUGUCUCUUUCUGCCGUCACACGGAACCUUUUCUACUUGUCUCUUCCUUUUCUGUCCUACUCCUCCCAUCCUUCUCUUUUCCUUCUUUUCAUCUUCGCUGCUUUGGUUUCACACGUUUAUUUUUUUCUUGUGUUGUAUCUUUGUAACUCGUAAUAACCCCCCCACACUAUAUUUUUCAUCUGAAGACAGAAGCAGCAUCAGUUUUAAUAUUUUUCGCUGCUUAUACUUUACAAUUUAAUCGAAGCUAUGUAAGAAAAUGUCGAAGGAAAGACAGAAGGUUCAGAUCCUUCCAGGGAGACGGCGAAAGGUUGAGAGGCGAUCAGCUGCAUCUGUUGCCAUGGUAACCCCUGGGCUAGCUUGACAACAGGGUGUGGCGUGUGCGUUUCUACGAUAUACAUUGUUUUCAAAAUGUCUGUUUGUGCGAUUGUCCUGUGCACGCAAACUAAAACUACACACACCUACGUACACGCGUGUAAAUACGCCAUGUUGUUUCUGUGUUUCAGUUGAUGCACGUGUUCUGAUUCAGUACAGAAUUUAAAUAAAGUUUUAUUGCAAGUU
Hippoglossus stenolepis (Pacific halibut) is the source of this 5819-nucleotide messenger RNA. Its product is annotated as RING finger protein 150. Bases 358 to 1707 code for a protein of 449 amino acids. The transcript is spliced from 6 exons. The record is from RefSeq and is a predicted model, not a curated record. Lineage: Eukaryota; Metazoa; Chordata; Actinopteri; Pleuronectiformes; Pleuronectidae.